Messenger RNA from Vicia villosa (hairy vetch), 1814 nucleotides. Its product is annotated as UDP-glycosyltransferase 83A1-like. The record is from RefSeq and is a predicted model, not a curated record. Bases 113 to 1444 code for a protein of 443 amino acids. Lineage: Eukaryota; Viridiplantae; Streptophyta; Magnoliopsida; Fabales; Fabaceae. Gene Ontology annotation, molecular function: UDP-glycosyltransferase activity. The transcript is spliced from 2 exons.
ACAUAUAGUCUCCACACCACUAUAAAUAAAUACAUAGCACACAUUAAUUUUUCACCCAAACAAUUCUUCAAUUCUUCCCAUAAUAUAAUUAUUUUCUAACCAUUCAAAAAAAAUGAACACAUUGCCACAUUUUCUUGUUAUACCCUUUCCAGUUCAAGGACAUGUCAACCCUCUUAUGCAACUCUCACAAGUUCUAACCAAACAUGGUUGCAAGGUCACAUUUCUACACACUGAGUUCAACCAUAACCGAUCGAAAACCGGUGGUUCGGCUUCCGGUCUAGACAAGAUAAAUGUGGUGACACUUCCAGAUGGUUUGGAGCAUGAAGAUGUUAGAAGUGAUAUGAAGAAAAUUACAUUAUCAAUUAAAAGUACCAUGCCUAGUAGACUUCCAAAGCUUAUAGAAGAUGUUAAUGCUUUGGAUGUUAACAAAAAUAAUAAGAUUAAUUGUAUUAUUGUUAGCUUUAGUAUGAGUUGGGCCUUGGAAGUGGGACACAAAUUGGGAAUCAAAGGGGCUUUGUUUCAUCCAGCUUCUGCUACUUGUUUGGCAUGUGGUGUAUGCAUGCCAAAAUUGAUUGAGGAUGGGAUUGUUGACUCUGAAGGAAAUCCUACCCAAGAAAUUCAAAUUGCUCCCGACAUACCUAUGAUGGACGCAACAAAUAUUCCAUGGCAUGGUUUAGACAAGAUUUUCUUUGAUCAUAUUCUCCAAGAGAUACAAACUAUAAACCUAGCUGAAUGGUGGCUUUGCAACACUACUCAUGAACUUGAGCCAGGUGUUUUUUCCAUAUCACAAAAAUUUCUACCAAUUGGUCCAUUGAUCGAAAGUAACAACAACAAAAAUUCAUUGUGGCAAGAAGACACAACAUGUUUAGAUUGGUUAGACAAGCAAAAACCUCAAUCUGUCAUAUAUGUUUCUUUUGGUAGUUUAGUAGUAAUGGACCAAAACCAGUUUAAUGAACUAGCCCUAGGACUAGAUUUUCUUGACAAACCUUUUCUUUGGGUUGUUCGUCCUAGUAACGACAACAAGGUAAACUAUACAUACCCUAAUGAUUUUCAUGGAAGUAAAGGUAAAAUUGUUGGUUGGGCACCACAAAGAAAAAUAUUAAACCAUUCAUCCAUUGCUUGUUUUAUAAGUCAUUGUGGUUGGAAUUCUACCAUAGAAGGUGUACAUGCUGGUGUACCCUUUUUGUGUUGGCCAUUUUUGACUGAUCAAUUUCUUAAUAAGUCUUAUAUUUGUGAUGUGUGGAAGAUUGGACUUGAAUUAGAGAAGGAUGAUAAGGGGUUUAUAUCAAGGCAAGAGAUAAUUAAGAAGGUGAAUCAAGUAGUUGGUGAUGAUGAUAUAGAGGAAAUGUGUUUGAAAAUUCAAAAAAUGACAAUUAAUAGUAUAGUUGAAGGUGGCCAGUCAUCAAAUAAUCUUCAAAAGUUUAUUAGUUGGGCAAAUAAUUAAUGUUCUUAUGAUGUUUUUCUUUUGUUUAGAAAGAGUGGUGUUCUCUUAUGAUGGUGAAACAUAAUGAAUAAUAUUAUCAGCUGACAUUUAUUUAAGUUAAGUAGUAUGUAAUAAACAUUUUUUAUAAUUGGUUUAAAGUUAAUGUUCUUAUUUUCAUGUAUUAAAAAAAAAUGGAGCCCAACUGUACUAUAAUCAAUAUAAAGUAGCCCCUCAACUCUCUAUCUUUUAUGUUGGAUGGAGGAAUAGGUAGAUCUUGUCAUUACACUCAGCAUGCCAUCAAUCAUCAUAAAAAAUGCUCAAGGAAUUAGAAUGAAAAACUGGACUAGUUUUUCUCUCUGCUUUUCUUCUGACAUGUAUAUCUGUGAUAUAU